Messenger RNA from Rhodotorula toruloides NP11, 1398 nucleotides. RefSeq lists its product as uncharacterized. The coding region runs from base 1 to 1398 and encodes 465 amino acids. Lineage: Eukaryota; Fungi; Basidiomycota; Microbotryomycetes; Sporidiobolales; Sporidiobolaceae. The transcript is spliced from 3 exons. The record is from RefSeq and is a predicted model, not a curated record.
AUGGCCCCUCGCAGGCGCGUCCCCAGCAAGCUCAAGGCGUCCAGGCCGCCUCAUCGUCCUUCGGCUCCAGCCGCCACACAGCCCAAGACGACGCAGGAGGCUACCCCUUCGCGCCCUUGCCACUUCGCGCUCCUCCCGCCUGAGCUCCUCAUCCGCAUCUUCGAUGAAGCUGGCGCCGACCCCAAGUUCCUGAAGCUUUCGAAGUCGUUCUUCCACCCUGCGCGCGCCGCUCUGUACAACGACGUCAACCUCUUCUCGUGGGCGAUGCUGCGCCGCUUCCUCAAGGCUCUUCAACAAGCGCCUGACACGGCUCCGAUGGUCAAGAAGCUCGGUUUCAGCAACAGCAGGGAGAAGCCAGAAUUGAUCUCGGACUGGGAGGAACUGGCGGCGAAGUUUGCGACUCUGUCCUUCGAGGCAGAUUGCUCCCUUUCAAAGGAGGAGCUCGGUGCUGCGACGCUGCGCGACGUGAUCGGCCGCCUCUCUUCCCUUGAGCGGCUUCUCCUCUUCGGCAAGGCGAACUUCUUCACCAUCUUCGACCCCGCUUUCUUGUCGACGGUCGAUUACCUCCCGACGCUCCUCGGAGUCACCUUCUCCUUGACAGAGGUGGAGGCGUACGACGAUGAGCGAGACGAGGAGAUCUGCCAACGUCUCUCGCUCCUGCCAAACCUCCAGCGCGCCGAACUGUACCACAACGGCGACUUCUUGCCGCUCUCGGACGACAACAUCGGACCCUCAGUCCGCCUCGAGCCGGCCAGUUGGGGUCUCACCGACCUCUGCCUGCGCGAAAUGGUCUACAUCGGGCCCGAGAUCCGCCAUCUUAUCGCCGCAAUGACGCCGUCCCUGCGCCUCUUCCUCCUCCAAGCGAUCGACUGCUACCCCGGUCUCGCCGACGACCUCAAGCUCUUGCCGCGCUCCCUCUUCUGUCUCGACAUCAAGUUCGGCUCGGCUUGCUUCGUGAACACCGCAGGACCUCUGCCUGUCCUCGAUGACGCCUUGACGCGCUUUCCUGAUCUCGUACACCUUCACCUCAGCAACACCAUCUUCACGCCCGACCUCCUCACCCGCCUUUCCAAGAGGUCGCCAAAGAUCAAGUGCCUCGACUUCGGUCACUUCGCCCCUCUCACCGGCGAGGCGCUUCUCUCGAUCCUCAAGCCGGGCAAGUCGCAGCUCCAGCACCUCGAGUACAUCGCCAUCCGUGUCUGCCAGUGCCCGACCGACGAGGCGCUCGUUCGCGGCGAUUACAGGCACAAACCGAGGUGGUGGGACGGUUUCGGAAAGAGCGAUGCUGAGAGGUUUGUGAGGGCGGCCGAGCAAAGGAGCAUCGAGAUUGGCGGGAACGUCCUGUGCGCGUUGAGGAGGUGCAGGGCGAAUGACGGACAUGCGUGCAGCAGGGGAUGA